CUACUUUUUUUUCUCAAGAAAAAAAUGGCAGUUCGCACACUUUCUGUCUCGCCAAACGCGACCCGAACUCCCCACUACGAUUGCAGACGACCCAAUUCGAUUUUCCCACCUCUGACUCAGUUUCUCAGCCUCAAAAGCUUAAACACUUCAUGGCUGGGCACUUCCAAGCUCUCCCCAAUCAGAAUCCCACUGCCAGAGCAUCGCCCUAUCAGUGCUGCUGCCUUAUCCAGCCUCCCCACUGCUAAACCAGAGAGGGUUUUUUCACCUACAGAGGAAGUACCCAAAUUAUUUGAAUUUCGGGCUGGGUGUAGAUGGUCUUUAAAGGCUAUAAAGUCAUUUGCUAUGGCUGAAUUGGAAGCAAGGAAGCUAAACACCAAAGGGAUUGGGACAGAAGCUCUUCUCUUGGGGAUCUUGCUUGAAGCUACUAACCUGGCUGCGAACUUUUUGUGGGCAAAUGGGAUUACACUUUUCAAAGCGCGUGAGGAAGCUGUCAAGUUAUAUGGUGCCGAGCAAAAAAAAAAAGCUGUCAAGUUAUAUGGAAAACGUAACGCCGUUACCGAUAGGGAGCCCCCUCCUCUAACUGAAUCAGCUCAAAGGGCCCUUGACUGGGCUUUCGAUAAAAAGCUGAAAUCCGGUGAAAGUGGGGAAAUCACGCCUGCUCGUCUGCUUCUUGGUGUGUGGUCUGAAAAGGAAUCAGAUGGUUACAAAAUAAUGUCUGCCCUUGGCUUCAAUGACGAGAAAGCCAAACAGCUCGAGACCUUAAUUUCUAAACCUGGAAUUGGCGAUGAUUAAGCGUCUUUUGUAUUCUAAGCUCCUAUUGCUGAAAAUUCUCCAACCCUACAUUGAUAGAUGAUUCUGUUUUGGGCUUUUUAUUGAGAUUUGGGUGGAGUUAUUGAAGUCCAAACUCUUAUCAUUUGCCUCAGAAAAUCUCACAGGACAAUUAAAA
Messenger RNA from Rhododendron vialii, 946 nucleotides. Its product is annotated as ATP-dependent Clp protease ATP-binding subunit CLPT2, chloroplastic. Lineage: Eukaryota; Viridiplantae; Streptophyta; Magnoliopsida; Ericales; Ericaceae. The coding region runs from base 25 to 792 and encodes 255 amino acids. The transcript has 5 exons. The record is from RefSeq and is a predicted model, not a curated record.